AUGGCAAUCCCUUCUCUCGACGAAGAAACCGAGAGUUUACAUCAUAGUAGAAAUACUAGUGCAAUUAAUCCACUCGAUCCAAAUUUACACGUAAACACGCAACAGUCUCAUUCAUCUACAUCAAGAAAUCCUUUAUCCACUCUUAAUUCUAAUGAAGUAUAUGCCAAUGAUGAACUUGAUGCUGAAGAGGAUCCUGUGAUUCCUAGAAAGAAAUAUAUUCGUGUUAUCGAUCCCAUAGGAAAUGGUCGUGAUUCUUGGAAGAAAUCAUCCGGUCUUAUCGAUCCCACAAUAAGUGGUCAUGGUCUGUAG
Molecule: messenger RNA, 309 nt
Organism: Funneliformis mosseae
Lineage: Eukaryota; Fungi; Glomeromycota; Glomeromycetes; Glomerales; Glomeraceae
Source: the annotation of a GenBank genome assembly